Caenorhabditis briggsae is the source of this 984-nucleotide messenger RNA. Bases 1 to 984 code for a protein of 327 amino acids. NCBI's taxonomy places the organism in Eukaryota, Metazoa, Nematoda, Chromadorea, Rhabditida, Rhabditidae. Gene Ontology annotation, biological process: peptidyl-serine phosphorylation; signal transduction. Gene Ontology annotation, molecular function: protein serine/threonine kinase activity; ATP binding. The record is from RefSeq and is a predicted model, not a curated record. Gene Ontology annotation, cellular component: cytoplasm; nucleus. The transcript is spliced from 5 exons.
AUGAACCGAAACCGUAAUGUCAAUAAACAAAACGGUCAUUUGAAACCAGGCCAAAAACCGUCGGAUCUACGUGGCAAGAAUGCGCCACCUUAUAUGGAAAAGGAUACGUUGUUGGGAAAGGAGAAGAGUUUUAUGGUUGAGAAAAUGAUUGCUGGCGGAGGAUUCGGACAGGUUUAUCGGGCGAGAAAUUUGGUAAGGAUUAGCAGACACUGGAGAAGAAGUGGCUGUAAAAGUGGAACGAGCCGGAACGAACGACUCUCAACGAAUGAUUCUAGAAUCGAAAGUUUGGAUGAAAUGCUUGGAAUCAAACAUUUUCCCAUCGUUUAUUACAUUGGACCUCAUUCCACAUACAAUUUCAUUGUGAUGCAAAUGUUGGGCAAGAAUUUGGGAGAUAUCCGAAAGUUGUUGCCAACGAAAAGGAUUUCCAUUCAUUCGGCGGUCAGAAUUGGGAUUCAGAUCGUCGAAGCCCUCUCCCUGUUGCACGGAAAAGGCUGGCUCCACCGUGAUCUGAAACCCACGAACUGCUGUUUGGGUCUCGACGAGAAACGUAAAACCGUAUACCUAGUCGACUUUGGAAUGUCUCGAAAGUUCCGAAACGAUGAUGGAAGUCAUCGAGACAGUCGUCACUACUGCGGAUUCCGUGGCACAACGAGAUAUUGCUCAUACCGGAUGCAUGAUCGUCGUGAGCAGGGACCAGUUGAUGAUUUGUGGUGUUUGUACUAUUCGAUGGCUGAAUUGAUCGAAGGAUAUUUGCCAUGGCGUGAUGUGGAAUCGGUGGAUGAAAUGGCUCAGAUGAAGAAGAUUUUGAAGCAUGAGAUGAUCUUUCCAACCAUGCCUUCUCGAUUCGCCAGUUUCGACCGUAACCUUCGUCGCCUCCGUCAGACUUCCAGUCCGGAUUACGUGAAAUUCCAGAAUAUUCUGGCGAGCUGUAUAAAGUUUGUCGACAACAACGCCGAAUUCGAAUGGGAUGUGUUGGGUGUUUAA